Aspergillus fischeri NRRL 181 is the source of this 813-nucleotide messenger RNA. RefSeq names its product putative integral membrane protein. The record is from RefSeq and is a predicted model, not a curated record. The transcript has 2 exons. NCBI's taxonomy places the organism in Eukaryota, Fungi, Ascomycota, Eurotiomycetes, Eurotiales, Aspergillaceae. Bases 1 to 813 code for a protein of 270 amino acids.
AUGGUCAUGUACGGACCGACGGCAUUCCUGACCAAAAUAUCACUCCUCUGGAUCAUGACAAGAGUGUUCAGCCCCUAUCGCAAAGCCGUUCUUUUCAUCUACAUCUUCCUGGUAAUCAUGCUUCUCUACUACAUCCCCGCCGUGAUCGUCAAAAUCCGCAUCUGCAAACCAAUCGAAAGAUUCUGGGACGAAAACGCAAACGGCACCUGUCUGGACCAGUCGGCAAUCAUCCUCGCCGACGCAGUCGUCAGCGUCGUCAGCGACAUCAUCAUCCUCAUCCUCCCGCUCCCGCUAACUCUGAGCCUCCAAAUGGCCAUGCGCAAGAAGCUGCGCGUGAUGGGCAUCCUCGGCGCCGGAGGCCUUGCCUGCGCAUCUAGCGUAGUCCGUCUCAUCCUCAUUCUCAAAACCGGACAGUCCAAAGACGGGACUUAUUCGUUUAUGCGGAUAAAUAUGUUUGGAAACGCCGAAAUCGCCAUCGGGGUCAUCUGCGCCUGCCUCCCCUCCCUCUCCGCUCUGCUCAGCCGAGUCCUCCACGAAUACUCCAGCAACAACAAAGCAACCCAUACCUCCACACACGAACUCAGCAAAGUGACGAAGCAGAGCCGCACGGAUCGGAGACUCAGCCGCAGCAAACACCAGAUGAGCUACUUGGAUACCGCGUCCGAUCAGGAGAUCCUCAUGCACAAUGCGCAGGGGGAUCCGAAGAUCGAGACGUCGAUUCGGGGAGAUACAUCGUCGCGGCGGGUUGUGCCGUCGGAGGCUAUGGGUAUCAUGAAGACGGUGGAUGUGUCGACGUCGGUGACGACUCACUAA